Mesoplodon densirostris (Blainville's beaked whale) is the source of this 4522-nucleotide messenger RNA. It is a transcript of the gene KCTD7, whose product is annotated as potassium channel tetramerization domain containing 7. Gene Ontology annotation, molecular function: protein binding. Lineage: Eukaryota; Metazoa; Chordata; Mammalia; Artiodactyla; Ziphiidae. The transcript has 4 exons. The coding region runs from base 182 to 1051 and encodes 289 amino acids. Gene Ontology annotation, biological process: protein homooligomerization. The record is from RefSeq and is a predicted model, not a curated record.
UCGGCGAGACCGUCGGCACUGAGGGAGCGACGGCCUUCCGGCCCGCGCGCGCUGCGCUCUCCGCCCCUCCGGCCCCGCCCGUCGGCCGCGCCGCGUCAUGCCAGGCGCUGCUGGGUGCUAGUGCCCGGGCCGCCGCCCUCCCGCCCGCCUGAAACCGCGCCCACUGCCCAGAGCCAGAGGGAUGGUGGUAGUCACGGGGCGGGAGCCAGACAGCCGUCGCCCGGACGGUGCCAUGUCCAGCUCCGACGCCGAAGACGACUUUCUGGAGCCGGCCACCCCGACAGCCACGCAGGCGGGGCACGCACUGCCUCUCCUGCCGCAGGAGUUCCCUGAGGUUGUCCCCCUUAACAUCGGAGGGGCUCACUUCACCACACGCCUGUCCACCCUGCGGCGCUACGAGGACACCAUGCUGGCGGCCAUGUUCAGCGGGCGGCACUACAUCCCCACAGAUGCCGAGGGCCGCUACUUCAUUGAUCGGGAUGGUGCGCACUUCGGAGAUGUGCUGAAUUUCCUGCGCUCGGGGGACCUGCCGCCCCGGGAGCGCGUGCGGGCCGUGUACAAAGAGGCCCAGUACUAUGCCAUCGGGCCCCUCCUGGAGCAGCUGGAGAACAUGCAGCCACUGAAGGGGGAGAAAGUGCGCCAGGCGUUUCUGGGACUCAUGCCCUAUUACAAAGACCAUUUGGAGCGGAUUGUGGAGAUUGCCCGGCUGCGCGCCGUCCAGCGGAAGGCCCGCUUUGCCAAGCUCAAGGUCUGUGUCUUCAAGGAGGAGAUGCCCAUCACCCCCUACGAGUGUCCGCUUCUCAGCUCCCUGCGCUUUGAACGGAGCGAGAGUGACGGGCAGCUCUUUGAGCACCACUGCGAAGUGGAUGUGUCUUUCGGGCCCUGGGAGGCCGUGGCUGACGUUUAUGACCUGCUGCACUGCCUGGUCACGGACCUCUCAGCCCAGGGCCUCACCGUGGACCACCAGUGCAUCGGGGUGUGUGACAAGCACCUCAUCAACCACUACUACUGCAAGCGCCCCAUCUAUGAGUUCAAGAUCACGUGGUGGUGAGUAGCCCUGGCAGGGAGCAGAGUCCUGUCAGGGAGGGUGUCUGUUCCCCUUGUCGGCUCUGGGAGCAAGGUCCCUGGAAGGGCUGCUCGCUGCCCCAGAACCUGCUGAGGUGAGGACGGGUCCUGAGGCACAACUCCAGGCAGACGGAGGUGCAGCCCCAGUCUCCUUGGCUGUACCUCGGGGCCAGGUUCAGGGCUGGUGGCCCACGGGGACUUGGUGCCUGUGCUCACCUGGCCUUUCCUCGAGGCACGGUAGUCUCUGCCUGAGGCUGAUGGGGUCCGGCUAGCGAGGGCUUGACCAGGAAGUCCAGAGAGGUUUUGUCACUUUCUUGACCUUGCAAGAGAGUUUCUGCCCUUUUUAGAGCCACGUUACCAAACUCACGUAGGCAUAACCCCUCCUCCACCCUGUUCAAGAGUCCCUUCCUUAUGCUCAGUGUAUCGGUAUGAACGUGGAACAUGAUGGGGGCUUAACCCAAGGAGCCCCCCAGAGCCCCUGGCUGAAGAAGGAACAUUUUCCCUCCCUCUUGCCUCAACAGUAGCCCCACGCUUUGUUUUAGGAUGUGGAAAGACUCUUUUCCUCCCAAAACAUACUCUUCACCACCUUUUGGAGAUGUAACCAUAGUUGCCAAAGCCAUGCACCAGGUUGGCCUUAGAAAAGCACAAUGUUUACAGCCCUGCCUCAGGGCCUUGGCUUCUCCUACCUUCCACUAACCUUCCUUGCUUGAAGGGUUAUCUUCUCACGGGGCUGGAAUGCACAUUUCAGGGACUCCUUUUGAAGAUUCCCUAAGUCAAGCAGGCAAGAUGCCUAGAUCUUGUGUUAUCUUUGAGGUGUAACAUCCUUUCUAGAGGCGCAGAAUACACCCUUGGCUGCUGUUCCAUGUUAGGAUCCAAUUUGUGGUGACCCUCCCUGGAUGGGAACCCCUGUUGCUUUUUCCUGCCAACGUUCUCCUUCUCAGAGAUUGUCUGUCUUGGGGAAGGAAAGAGAGGGCCGGAGGAGAGGCGCAGCUAUCGCAAGAGCUGUGGGAAGACAGCAGCAGACCUCUGUUAUGUUUGCCUCUGCACAAUUCAGAGAGAAAAAGAUCCACCAGCUUCUGUUCCACUGCAUUUCCUUCUCGUGCUGUCUGUAGCCUGGGGCAGCCAGUCGGGAUGUGGGCCUGUGCCCCCUGGAGGAAAUGCUGUGCAGCACUGGUCACUGGAAAGGGGACAUUCCCUUGCUGCGUGCAGGGCUUCUCCCUGUAAUCGUGAUUGAACUUGACUGCUCCUGGGUGGUGUUGUAGGGAGAUUUUUUUUCUGUCAGCCUCAUCGGUCUCAGUCUUACAAGACCAGAUUGGCGAGGAGGGUAGUGGGGGAGCUGAGGAAGAGAAGGCCAAGCCCUGGGACCUUGGCUGAAUUCCUUCACGGGGCAGUGACCCCUUGGCCCCUGUAUGGGAAGAUUCCAGGGCAUGGUCCCCCGCUCUUACACUGUAUUCUUAUGUGCGUGGAGCAGGCGUCCAGGCUGACAUCUAAGGGGACGGUCCAGUCAGUGGUUCAGGUUCCAAGAUAACAUGUUCUCUCCUUGUUCUCAUCCGCAAACGGCUUGUCACUUUUCUGGAGCUGGUGUCCCUGCUUAGACCUUACCCGACAGCACGGCUCUUGCCUUGUCCUCAGAGAAGGGUCUUUCAUUUAAGUUGCCCAGAUCGGCAAAUAGAUUGAACGCUAAUACAGGUUCGUUUUUUGACAGACACUGAGGCAGGCUCUUCAGGAGGGAGCCAGUGUGAGGAGAGAGCAGAUGGGUAAGCCCAGUGCCCGCAGUGAUCCAACCUCGGCCCCUUCUCUUGCCCUCCCCGGCCCAGAGCAUCACAGCACUCGGCUAUUGAGGGUCCAUAAACAUAAGACAGGGAGGGACUGGUUCACGCAAGCUCAAGUCAGCUCAAAAUCAGGCCCUGAAGACUUGCUUGGGGCUUCAGGGACGCUGGAUAGGAACGCUGUCCCUGCGCCUCUUGCUGGAGCCCCUCCGUUCCUCUGCCCCCAUGUUGUCCUCGCGGAGGUACUCUGUGCUGUCGUUGGGGGACAGGGCUGUGGCCAAUAGCCCAGGCAGAGCAGGGACACCGGCAGCCAGCUUAGAGCUCCUUCUAAAUGGAGUAAAAGAAUUUGGUGGCCCUGUUUGGCCAUUGUCUGUUGAGAAGCCAAGGCCAGGCUGCGAAGCGCUCUUGGAUGUAGGGGGUUUGUGGUGAUUGCCUACAAAUAAAGGUCAUCUCUGAGGAAGUGACUUCUCCUAGUCGGGUCCCUUUUCACCUGUCAGCGGCCAAGCCCAGAGCAUAAGAAGCGUUGGGUAAGGUAGGAGGGCUCCAAAGGAUGGCUGCUUCUCCCAGAUUGAAAGGAAGUCUGUCUUCAUGGAAUUCUUGUGUGUAACGUCCUUGGGUCAAACCAAGGGGCCUGCCUUUGGAGCUUCCCUUAUGUUUGACUUCGGGUACCUUUUCUCCCAGGUGAUCCAUUCACUUGUUGGGAAGGUGAAAGUUAUAGGAAAUAGGACCGCAUGGUGCAAUGCUAUCUGCAAUUCAGUAAGAAUGACAAACUUAACUGCAACUAAGUUUGAAAAGAUUGAAACAAAACCACAGUGAAACCCAGCACACCAUCCCAGGUGGGGGAAUUCUUUGGGUAACGCUCUAAAUAGAAGACAUAGAGGAAUCGUCACCAUCCUUAUUCUACCUCUGGUGAAUUCACCAGGCUGUCCAGUGCUUAUCACAUGGAAAGCAGCCGACUGUGCUCUGAAAAUUUCUGUUCUUUCUCGCUGGGGCUUGGGAUAUUCUGGGAGCUGUCUGAGCCUUGUGCCUCAGGCUGCUCAGGUGAUAUAAUCUUCCUGUUCUGGAUUGCUCAUUGGAGGACUAGGAAAUUGAUAUCUGCAAGUCAUAGAGUGGGGUGAGCCUCACUGUGUGAUCUUGGUCUAAGCUGGAUCCUGAAAUGGUUAAGACAAAUAACAACAACAAAACAAAAACCACUCACACUGAUAAUUUUGAUCCCAGUUAGAAUUUCAGAUAUCAUUCUUCUGCAUACCUUCUGUCUGUAUUUGAUUGUGCUACAAGUGAUUAAGCUUUCUCGGGUACCAUUUCGCUGGGGCUCUUUCAUGAAGGUGGCGCCUGCCUCGUGAUCCUUAAAAGAGGGAGGCUUUAUUCAUCAGAAGCCAGAGUGUUGGGAACUGGGGUGGGAGAGGCACUUUUUGGAAUUCUGGAAGAAGCAUACAUGUAUACAUAUGUUAAUUGGAGGAAGGGUGGGCUGGCAGAGGGUCAGAGGAGGUGGGAACAGAGACGGGGAGGAGGGAUAGGCAGUUGCCUCUGGGAGUGGGAGGUCACGGGGUCGGUCGUCUUCCUUCUGUACAGUGUGGGCUUUGUGUACACAAUAUAACACUGCCUGUGUUCGUUCAUUUCCUGUCUGUGAGCGCUUUGGUGCAUGGAGCCUCAGUACCCUCACCUGGCAUUAAAGUCAAGAAUUAGAA